CACAGAAUGAGGAAGUAGUUGUUUUUAAGAGGGGAAAGUGCCGGUUCUCUGGAUAUGGCCCCGUUCCUUGUGCUUUUUCUUGCCGGGGUGGUGUCAGCUUCCCGUGGGGACCGGGAGCCGGUGUAUCGGGACUGUGUGACCGUCUGCGAUCAGAACAACUGCACGGGCUUCCGGCUGAGAGACUUCCGGGCCCAGCAGCCCCUCUAUAUGCGCCUGACAGGCUGGACUUGCCUGGAUGAUUGUCGCUAUAAGUGCAUGUGGUACACCGUCUCCCUGUAUCUCAAGGAAGGACAUGAGGUCCCUCAGUUCCAUGGCAAGUGGCCAUUUUCCCGGUUCCUGUUCUUCCAAGAGCCUGCUUCUGCCUUGGCAUCCUUCCUUAAUGGUGUGGCUAGCCUCCUGAUGCUGUUUCGUUACCGCUCCUCCGUCCCUUCCUCCUGCCAAAUGUACCGCACUUGCCUGGCCUUCUCCAUGGUCUCCGUUAAUGCCUGGUUUUGGUCCACUAUUUUCCAUACCAGAGACACGGCGCUUACUGAGAAAAUGGACUAUUUUUGUGCCUCUUCCGUUAUCCUGCACUCUAUCUACCUGUGCUGCAUGAGGACCUUUGGGCUGCAGUAUCCUUCCGUUGCAAAUGCCUUCGGUGCUUUCCUGGUCCUCCUGUUUGCCUGCCACAUUUCCUACCUGACUCUCGGGCGCUUUGACUACAGCUACAACAUGGCCGCCAAUACCAGUUUUGGGAUUGUUAACCUGAUGUGGUGGCUAGCAUGGUGUAUGUGGAGACGCUUUCACCAGCCCUAUCUGUGGAAGUGCGUAUUGGUGGUGGUCUUGCUGCAGAGUUUGGCUCUUCUCGAACUGCUGGAUUUCCCCCCAGUCAUGUGGAUACUGGACGCCCAUGCUCUUUGGCACUUCAGCACCAUCCCCCUACACUUUCUCUUCUACAGUUUUCUGAGAGACGACAGCCUGUACCUAUUGAAGGUUAAUCACGACGACGACAUCCCCAAACUGGACUAAAGGGAAGAGACUGCUGGAAUUCCACCCAGACUGGUUGUUGAAUGUGCCCAUUCUGGAGCUGGAGCUCUCAACUCAUCAAGGGCCCCCGACGGGGUCUGAAAAGUGCCUUAUACCUCAUGAAAUUGAUUGUACCCAGCCGAAGAGCGGCAAUCACUGACUCCACCUACAUCCCAAAUAUAAUCGUUCCUCUAUUGCUGUGCUUAUAAGUGGACUUUCUGCAUUCGUGAUCUCAAUCAUCCGCAUUGAACCCUCUACAUUCCCGUUUCAUGUCCUGCCUUGUCCAAAACUGAUACAAGGGGGCCUCUCGCUGCUACCAGGGGCUUAGUUGGGUCGUGAUGAGACUGGACACGUGUGUGUGAAAUGGUUGCAAUUGGUUUGUAAAGUUCACCAACAAUGAUUUAGUUAAGGGACAGCACUUUAUACUUUGCAGAUGCCCAUCAAUAAACACAAACUGGGUGCUGCUACCUUUUCAGUGGUGUCUGUGUAUACGAUACUAUAUUAUAUUUAUAUAUAUAUAUGAUAUGCACACACGCCACUGGGCUGUGUAUACCUGUAUAUAAGCGUUAUCUACAUUCCUACUAUACAGCAGUAUUGCAGGCACCUUAUAUGGGAUGAAGUAUUUCAACUGAAAAACAUGUUAGCCAUUUAAAGGGACACCGUCACCAAAGUGGGGUGAUAUACAAAUCCAAUCUUGUGUCGACUGCAGCCAUGUAAUAUGUAUACAGUGCACAAGAGUGUAGACCCCCAGGUAAGCAUUAAAGUGACUUUUCAAGAUAAAAGCAAAUCCGUGUCCACCCAAACGACAACAAUUUUACACUGUGGUGACUGUACCCCUUUAACAACUCUUAGUUCUUAUCUUUAUUUUCUUAUAACGGCUGUGUGGCGUGGGCCGGACUCUUUGCUGCCUGAUCAGCAGGGUCUGCAGAGACUCGCUGUUGCCAUAUUGUGUUUGUGUUUAAGUCUGUGCCCGGCUCUGUUUAAUUUAAGACACUGAGUCAAGUGUUGUGCCAGGGGAAGGGUGGGGGGUGCAUGCGGUGCCUUAAUGUCUGUGUAAAUGGAAGGGAUUCAUUGUUCAUGAUGCUGUGCAAUAAAUAUCAGUUGAUUGUG
Xenopus laevis (African clawed frog) is the source of this 2115-nucleotide messenger RNA. It is a transcript of the gene pgap3.L, whose product is annotated as post-GPI attachment to proteins 3 L homeolog. The record is from RefSeq and is marked provisional. Gene Ontology annotation, molecular function: hydrolase activity, acting on ester bonds. Gene Ontology annotation, cellular component: endoplasmic reticulum membrane; Golgi membrane. Lineage: Eukaryota; Metazoa; Chordata; Amphibia; Anura; Pipidae. Gene Ontology annotation, biological process: GPI anchor biosynthetic process.